This is a messenger RNA of Ailuropoda melanoleuca (giant panda), 4087 nucleotides long. RefSeq names its product intercellular adhesion molecule 5 (gene ICAM5). The record is from RefSeq and is a predicted model, not a curated record. Gene Ontology annotation, biological process: cell-cell adhesion. Gene Ontology annotation, molecular function: integrin binding. Gene Ontology annotation, cellular component: plasma membrane. The transcript is spliced from 10 exons. NCBI's taxonomy places the organism in Eukaryota, Metazoa, Chordata, Mammalia, Carnivora, Ursidae. The coding region runs from base 1428 to 3926 and encodes 832 amino acids.
CCUGGGGACCCGGGGCCCCCAGUCCCUCUGCGUUCCCAGCCAAGUGUGGUAAUACACCUCCCCUGAGGGCAUCAUCAGUUGGGUGCACAUGGGCAUAGCUUGGGCACUGGAGGGCUUUGGGCUGUGGAAGGGUUGACUCACAUUAUGGUCCCCCCCUCCCCGUUGGCUCCGCCGUGGCCACGCAGCAGCUCUGAUUGGAUGUUAAGUUUCGUUUCCCAUCCUCCCCCCGCGCCUCCACUUCAGACUCAGCACUUUCCAGGAGGACAGGGGUGGAGCGAGAACUGACCCCCACAGUUCAGCGUUAGCGCUGGAGGUGAGAGCGCAAAUGGACGGGGUCACAUGAUACACUGAGGGACGUAGAUACGAAGAAAAGGUACCCAUGUUGUCACUGCGGGGGAGGAACAGAUGGCCCACGUGGGGUGUCACAGACUCGCGUUCUGGCGACGUCUUGAUAAUCACCGGGCCUGGUGGGCACUUUCGGGGGGUGUCAAAGCGUAGGGCCCGGAUGCAGGGUCGAAGUGUCAUAGUUGGUCUCUCGGUCUCGCGUGGACACAGAAGCCGGGCGGCACUGGAUAUCUGGGAGGGCCGGUGCGGUCCAGGGCCCCGCCUACCGCGCCGAAAGCGGAUUCAAGGGCGCUCCUCCGCGGCUUGCGCUCACACACGCCGCGUAGACACGUGCCCGCUGCACGCUGGGUAAAUACAGACCCGGAGCAGAGCCGACCCUAAUUUAGACGCCCGCGAACGCUGCGCGCACGCACACGUGUUCCCGACUCGCUGGCACUUUCGUCCCCACCCCCUCUGUCGCGUGCGGGGGCGGAGCCGGAGGGGGACUAGAGGCGUGGCUAUAGCCCUCAGCUCCCCGGGUCAAAAGGAGAAAGAUCAGUGAGGGAGGCAUCCCCACACCCUUUCCUAUAAUUGUGCCUUCCCCCAUUCUGCUUUACAGAUCUCUCUUAGCCCUCAAACCUAUCCCCGGCCCAAGGGGCGCGGGGGUGGGUUGGGGGAACUAACUAUGGGGGCGGAGCUCUGAGUCCAGCUCAUUACCACAGCAUCCAAGCUAGGGGUAGGGUGGGGGGAGUUGAGAAGGGCAACCCAGAAUCCCCCGACCUCGGCUUCGCCGCCGAGGAUGACGCGGGAGCGCGCGGCCACCCCCAGAAGGCUCCGGGCGAUGGGGCGGGCCUCCACGUAGACCCCGGGGGUCGCUUGCUCCUGCCAGCACGCCUUCGCCGAGGCCGGGAGCCUGGAGCACGCUCGCCCUCCCGCCCCCCAGCCGCCUCUGCCGCCGCCCCCUCCUUGGAAACCAAGUUACCAACGUUAAACCAAUCCCGGAACGCAACUCUGCCUCCUCCACAACCCACCCGCCUCGCCGUCCUCUCGCCCAGCUCAGCGCUCGCGCUCUCCUCGCCUCCUGCGCUUCCCCCGCGGCGGCGAUGCCAGGGCCCUCGCCAGGGCUGUGCCGGGCGUUGCUCGGCCUCUGGGCUGCCCUGGGCCUGGGGCUCUUCGGCCUCUCAGAGCGACCGGAUCGUGUAGAGCUGGUACCGCUGCCUGCCUGGCAGCCUGUGGGAGAGAACUUCACCCUGAGCUGUAGGGUCCCAGGCGCAGGGCCUCGUGGGAGCCUCACAUUGACCCUGUUGCGGGGCGCCCAGGAGCUCAUCCGUCGCAGCUUCGCCGGGGAGCCACCCCGAGCGCGGGGCGCGGUGCUUACGGCUACAGUACUGGCGCGAAGGGAGGACCAUGGGGCCAAUUUCUCUUGCCGCGCGGAGUUGGACCUGCGGCCGCAUGGCCUGGGGCUGUUUUCAAACAGUUCCGCCCCUAGAGAGCUCCGAACGUUCGCCCUGUCUCCGGACCCCCCGCGCCUCGCUGUCCCCCGGCUCUUGGAAGUGGGCUCAGAAAGACCCGUGAGCUGCACCUUGGACGAGCUGUUUCCAGCCUCGGAGGCUGGGGUCUACCUGGCGCUGGGGGACCACAGGCUGAGUCCCGAUAUCACCCUGGAGGGGGACGCGCUCGUGGCCACUGCCACAGCCACAGCUAACGAAGAACAGGAGGGCCCCAGGCAGCUGGUCUGCAACGUGACCCUGGGGGACGAGAGCCGCGAGAGCCGAGAGAACGUGACCGUCUACAGCUUCCCCGCUCCAGUCCUGACCCUGAGCGAGCCCAGCACCCCCGAGGGGAAGGUGGUGACAGUAACUUGCGCAGCUGGGUCCGGAGCCCUGGUCACACUGGACGGAAUUCCAGCCGUGGUCCCGGGACAGCCCGCCCAGCUUCAGCUAAAUGCCACUGAGGACGACGACAGGCGCAGCUUCUUCUGCGACGCCAUCCUCGAGGUGGACGGGGAGACCCUAAGCAAGAACAAGAGCGCCGAACUCCGCGUCCUAUACGCCCCUCGGCUGGAUGAUUCGGACUGCCCCAGAAGCUGGACGUGGCCAGAGGGCCCGGAGCAGAUGCUGCGCUGCGAGGCCCGCGGAAACCCCGCGCCCUCCGUGCACUGUGAGCGGCCUGACAGCGGGGCAGUGCUGGCGCUGGGCUUGCUGGGUCCCAUCACUCGUGCUCUCGCCGGCACUUACCGCUGCACUGCGGUCAACGUCCAGGGCCAGGCAGUCAAGGAAGUGACGCUGACGGUGGAGUAUGCCCCAUCACUGGACAGCAUGGGCUGCCCAGAACACAUUACAUGGCUGGAAGGAACAGAGGUCUCGCUGAGCUGUGUGGCACAUGGGGUCCCACCGCCCAGCGUGAGCUGUGUGCGCUCUGGGGAGGCCGAGGUCGUCAAGGGCCUGCUGCAUGUGGUCCGGGAGCACGCAGGCACCUACCGCUGCGAAGCCACCAAUGCUCGAGGCUCUGCGACCAAAAAUGUGGCUGUUUCGGUGGAAUAUGGCCCCAGUUUUGAGGAGCUGAGCUGCCCCAGCAACUGGACAUGGGUGGAAGGAUCUGGGCAGCUGUUUUCUUGUGAGGUGGAUGGAAAGCCAGAGCCAAGCGUGGAGUGCAUCGGCUCAGAGGGCACCAGUGAGGGGAUACUGCUGCCGCUGGCAUCCCCAGACUCUAGUCCCAGAGUCCCCAGCAUCACUAGUGAACUGGCACCUGGUAUCUACAUCUGCAAUGCCACCAACCGGCACGGCUCCAUGGUCAAGACAGUCGCCGUGAGCACGGAGUCGCCGCCGCAAAUGGAUGAGUCCACCUGUCCAAGUCACCAGACGUGGCUGGAAGGGGCCGAGGCUGCAGGGCUGGCCUGUGCCGCCCGGGGUCGCCCGUCCCCACAAGUGCGCUGCUCCCGGGAGGGCGUGCCCAGGCCUCAGCGGCUGCGCGUGUCCCGAGAGGAUGCGGGUACCUACCGUUGCUUGGCCACCAACAUGCAUGGCACGGACGCACGGACGGUUACCGUGGGCGUGGAAUACCGGCCGGUGGUGGCCGAGUUGGCAGCCUCGCCCCCCGGAGGCGUGCGGCCAGGCGGGAACUUCACGUUGACCUGCCGCGCGGAGGCCUGGCCCCCAGCCCAGAUCAGCUGGCGCGCGCCCCCCGGGGCGCUCAACAUCGGCCUGUCGAGCAACAACAGCACGCUGACCGUGGCGGGCGCCAUGGGCAGCCACGGCGGCGAGUACGAGUGCGCAGCCACCAACGCGCAUGGGCGCCACGCGCGGCGCAUCAUAGUGCGCGUGGCUGGUCCGUGGCUGUGGGUCGCCGUGGGCGGCGCGGCGGGGGGCGCGGCCCUAUUGGCCGCGGGGGCCGGCCUGGCCUUCUACGUUCAGUCCACCGCUUGCAAGAAGGGCGAGUAUAAUGUGCAGGAGGCCGAAAGCUCGGGUGAGGCCGUGUGUCUCAACGGCGCAGGCGGUGGCACUGGCGGGGGCACGGGAGCUGAAGGUGGAACCGAGGCUGCGGGCACCGCGGAGGCGCAGGCGGGGGGCGAGGUCUUCGCCAUCCAGCUGACGUCGGCGUGAGCGGUUCCCCUCUCCCCGCGGGCCGGGGGACGCCCCCCAGAGGGACACGGGGGCUUACUUAUUGUUCUAUUUAUUUAUGUAUUUAUUUAUUUAUUCAUUCAUUAUUUAUUCAAUUUCAGGGGCAUCACACCCAUUUUCUACCCCCCCCAAAUAAAGUUUUU